Messenger RNA from Oppiella nova, 393 nucleotides. The record is from the annotation of a GenBank genome assembly. NCBI's taxonomy places the organism in Eukaryota, Metazoa, Arthropoda, Arachnida, Sarcoptiformes, Oppiidae.
AUGCGCGAGCUCAAAUGCCAUUUCGACAAUAACUGCAAACUCGAUGAAAUCACGCGAAGGUUUUGCUCAAAGUGUCGAUUAGACAAAUGCCUGGCCGUCGGAAUGAGACGGGACUGGAUAUUGAAUGAAGAGGAACGGGAGAUGAAAAGACUCAGGAUAUUAGAAAACAAAAACAAAAAGGAUAACAGUUUUAAUAGUAAUGAUGAAAGUCUUGAAUCAUUGAUACACUCAUCGCAGGAAACAUCGCUUGGAAAUGACAUCUCAAACACCAAUAAUAACACAAAUAAUGAUAUUUUAUGCGAAAUACUCGAUGACAUCAAUUUCAGUGCCGAUGCUCUCAACCAACAGAUUAUGGAAAUAGAGAGCACUGUUUCCAAAGAUUUCAUUGAUUAA